Besnoitia besnoiti is the source of this 921-nucleotide messenger RNA. Its product is annotated as serine/threonine phosophatase PP1. The record is from RefSeq and is a predicted model, not a curated record. Gene Ontology annotation, cellular component: nucleus; cytoplasm. The transcript has 5 exons. Bases 1 to 921 code for a protein of 306 amino acids. NCBI's taxonomy places the organism in Eukaryota, Apicomplexa, Conoidasida, Eucoccidiorida, Sarcocystidae. Gene Ontology annotation, molecular function: protein serine/threonine phosphatase activity.
AUGGCGUCGCUCGACGUCGAUGUCGACGCCGUCAUCAGCAAACUCUUGGAAGCACGCGGAAGCCGGCCCGGGAAGCCGGUACAGCUUACUGAGGCUGAGAUUCGUGGCCUCUGCCAUAAAUCUCGGGAAAUUUUCAUAAGUCAGCCUAUUUUACUGGAACUUGAGGCGCCAAUAAAGAUUUGUGGUGACAUUCAUGGCCAGUAUUACGAUCUCUUGCGACUAUUCGAGUAUGGCGGCUUCCCUCCGGAGGCAAAUUACCUCUUUUUGGGAGACUACGUUGACAGGGGCAAGCAGAGUCUAGAAACCAUCUGUCUACUUCUAGCGUACAAGAUCAAGUACCCCGAAAACUUCUUCCUGCUGCGAGGCAAUCACGAGUGUGCAUCCAUCAACAGGAUCUACGGCUUCUAUGAUGAAUGCAAGAGGCGGUAUAACAUUAAGCUCUGGAAGACUUUCACAGAUUGCUUCAACUGCCUUCCAGUCGCAGCAAUAAUAGACGAGAAAAUCUUCUGUAUGCAUGGUGGACUAUCGCCGGAGCUUAACAGCAUGGAUCAGAUAAGGAGGAUUGUCAGGCCUACCGACGUUCCCGAUGCAGGUCUUCUUUGUGACUUACUUUGGAGUGACCCCGAGAAGGAGAUUUCUGGAUGGGGUGAAAAUGAUCGAGGCGUCUCGUUCACGUUUGGUCAGGAUGUCGUUCACAAUUUUCUCCGGAAGCAUGAUCUGGACCUCAUAUGUCGGGCUCACCAGGUCGUUGAAGACGGCUACGAGUUCUUCGCGAAGCGCCAGUUGGUCACGUUGUUCAGCGCCCCAAAUUACUGUGGCGAGUUUGACAAUGCAGGCGCUAUGAUGAGCGUCGACGAGACACUCAUGUGUUCCUUCCAGAUUCUGAAGCCGGUCGAGAAGAAGAAAGGCAUGGCGAAGUAG